Molecule: messenger RNA, 522 nt
Organism: Marmota flaviventris (yellow-bellied marmot)
Lineage: Eukaryota; Metazoa; Chordata; Mammalia; Rodentia; Sciuridae
Gene: Fam180a
Product: family with sequence similarity 180 member A
Source: RefSeq, a predicted model, not a curated record
AUGGAUUGGAAGGCGCUGGUGCUCCUGCUGCUAUAUUCCCAUGCUCAGGCUACGGUGUCGCACAGGUGGAGCAGGGCAAAGCUCUUCCCUGCUGCUCAUCGGCCAAAGAGGUCAUCAUCCAUGCCAUUGAACCCAGUCCUGCAGACCUCCCUGGAGGAAGUGGAGCUGCUCUACCAGUUCCUGCUGGCCGAACUUGAGAUCAGCCCUGACCUGGACAUCUCCAUCAAGGAUGAGGAGCUGGCCUCCUUGAGGAAAGCCUUGAACUUCCACACCAUCUGCAAUGAUGUGAUCCCCAAACGCAUCCCAGACAUCCGCCGGCUGAGUGCCAGCCUGUCCAGCUACCCUGGCAUCCUCAAAAAAGAAGACUUUGAAAGGACACUGCUGACCCUCGCCUACACAGCCUACCGCACGGCCCUGUCCCAAGGGUAUCAGAAGGACAUCUGGGCCCAGUCCCUCCUUAGCCUCUUCCAGGCCCUGAGGCAUGACUUGAUGCGAUCCUCAGGCCCUGGAGUGUCUCCCUGA